AUGUCCAAGUCAAAGGAUAGUGGCUCCUCCGGGGGCUUUCACCAGGAGUACAUAGCGUCAACGCGCUAUCGCAAUGAUCUGCCUCCUCCUGAUAUGCCCCCGAAGUUUUUGGAAAUUCCACAUGAAGGAUUGGACCGUUUUCUCACGCCUGGAUUUGCAUCAAACCUGGCUCGUCGUGAAGAACCGAAUAUUGACGUCGAUGCGGAGGGUGGUAUGCCGAUUGAUCUCGUCGGUAUUCCAGGGCUUCACUUGGGCGACGAGAGUGCUAUCAUGGCCCCUGAGAACCCUGAUCCCAUUGACCCUGCUGAUCUCCCUCUCCUGAUGACGCUAGAGCAGCUGAGGAAUCCGGCGCCCAAAAACGCAAAUGUUAGCUUUCUGCGCCGUACCCAAUAUAUCUCGGCCGGUAUUCGAGCCCCGGACGGCCCCAAGGUCACGCCUAUCCGACCGAAAUCGCGCGAAAAUGAGAAGGCGAAAAUGUCGCAAGACGAUCCCGUCUAUGUCAAGAAGUACAUACAGAAAGGAUUCGAUAUUGCAUACCCAGAGAGCAAGCAUUCCGGAGAAGAUACGCCUAUUAGAAUCAAGGGUCAUAAUCCUACGAAACUCGAACAUGACGCCUGGGCUCAUCCCGUACAUCCUGAUAACCCCAAGUUGAAGCCUGUCGGCUUCUACCCUCUUCUUCCUGACCUUGCGGGGUUCCCAGACCCUGGAGGUUUUGUUCAAUUCAAAUUUGACAAGGCACCUGUCCACGAAUUUUCUGGGAAGCGGGAUAAACGCAUGGAUGCUGCUAUUUUGCUGCCCUCGGCGCCAGAGGAGCGUGUAUGUCAGGAGCACGCCACCAAAGUUGCCCUGCACAAGAGCAAUCCCAAUCUAUAUCCCGAUCCUGGCCCUGUCCCUUGGGACUAUGACCUCUUUCUUCCGGAGAAGAAGGAGGCGGCGAAAAAUGUGCUUGCGACCCUACGUCUUUCCAACCCCGACCGUGACAAUGAAGAGCUGUACACGCACGAGGGUGCCGACAAUGCUAGAUUCCACCGCUUUGAUCGCGUGCGUACCUAUGCGACCAGCGCGCAGACCCUCGGCAACGACCAGAAGCAAAGAGACGUCGCGCUGACCCUGUUUGACCCCUCGGACGCCGAUGAGGAGCGGCAGGGCAAGCAGAAGGCGGCUUACUAUUACCCGAUCCUUGGAAAGACACGCCUGAAGCCAGAGCGAGCCCGGACUAUUGCGCAAGCGGGCUUGGCGCCUACGAAGCCAAAGACGAAGGAGGAUCAAGUUGAUCAAAUUCAAGUGGUUGUCCGCGAUCCCGACGAAGCGGAGGUAUACAAACGCUCUCUCUACCGAGCAGCCAUCGAUCCCAAAUUUGCCAGGACCAUGCCACCGCCCCCAGAAGAAGCCGUGGAUGAGCCAGAGGAGAACGAGAACGCCGAUGCUGAAGACCGGGAGGGAAGUGUGGAUCGUCACUCUACGACCCAGGACGACGCACCUGGUGAGGUAGACAAGAUGAGUGAUGACGAGUAA
Molecule: messenger RNA, 1515 nt
Organism: Aspergillus tanneri
Lineage: Eukaryota; Fungi; Ascomycota; Eurotiomycetes; Eurotiales; Aspergillaceae
Exons: 2
Coding region: 1-1515 (504 amino acids)
Biological process (GO): transcription elongation by RNA polymerase II
Cellular component (GO): Cdc73/Paf1 complex
Molecular function (GO): chromatin binding; RNA polymerase II complex binding
Source: RefSeq, a predicted model, not a curated record